CUGGGGCGGGCGCAGCAAGGCGCGCGUCGUAGGUGAAGGCAGCGCGCGGGCGGGCGGGUUUUUCUCUUCUUCUCCCCCCACCUUCCUUCCUUCCUUCUCUCUCUCUCCCCUCCUUCGCCCACCCGCCUCCUGCCGCUCCUCCCCUGCGUUGCCUGGUCACCAGGGCCGGAGAAGCGACGGCUGGGCAGUAAUGGAGGAGGAGGAGGCGGCGGGGGGUUAAGCCGAGACGAGAGAGGGGGCGCCUCCUUUCCCCUCGGACUCCCCGCAUGGCCUUCAUGAUGAUGAAGAAGAAGAAGUUCAAAUUCCGCGUGGAGCUGGAGCUGGACGAGCUCUCGUCGGUGCCCUUCGUCAACGGGAUCCUCUUCUGCAAGGUGCGGCUGCUGGACGGCGGGAGCUUCAGCGGGGAGUCCUCCAGGGAAGUGGUUCAGGCGAACUGCGUUCAUUGGAAGAAGAGGUUUUCAUUUAUAUGUAAAAUAAGCGCCAGUGCUACGACAGGGAUUCUGGAUCCCUGCAUCUGCAGAGUCUCUGUACGGAAGUUGGGUUUUGCGGAUCUUAACCUGGCAGAGUUUGCUGGAUCAGGAAGUACGACUCGCCGCUGCUUACUGGAAGGUUAUGAUACCAAAAACACAAGGCAGGACAAUUCAAUUCUCAAAAUCUUAAUCAGCAUGCAGUUAAUGUCUGGAGACCCUUGUUUUAAAACGAUACAGUACUGCACAUUCCAGAUCAUCGAGCUUCUCUGAUCUCGGUCAUAAAAGAAAUACCUCUGUGGGAAGCACAUCAACUGGCAUAAGUAGUAUUCUAGAGCCAUGUGAAGAGGCUGAAUCCAGAAGCACUGAGGAUAAUAAUCUGAAAGCAACUAUGAAGGAUGCCGUCCCAGAAAAUUCAAACAGGCUACCAGUGAAACAGGACUCUGUGGAAUCACAGCUGAAGAGGGUUGAUGCCACAAGGGUUGACGCCGAUGACAUUGUUGAAAAAAUACUGCAGACUCAAGACUUCAGCUUGGAUUCAAGCGCAGAAGAGCGGGAUCCGGAGCUUAUGAACAAGUAGUUAUAAAACGCUAGAAGAACUGGACUAAGCUGAUGGAUUUCCAGAAUUUGUUUCUCAGUAUUAUGAAGGAUGAGAUCUUCUGAAAGUUGGCAUACACUGGUAUGCCUUGUUUAGAUACUUUUAUGUUGAAAACGCUUUCUUCUGAAACCAUUUAUAAGGGCAAUUUCCCAUCUUUUUAGCAUGCUGCUAAUCUGUUGGCAGAUUUGUUGAUGGAGUUGUUGCAUUGUUCCAUAUGUAAAUCAAAUUGGGGUGUUUUAUUUUUUUUGGAAAGAGGAAAAAAAUUCUAUAUAAUUGAACCUAUACCGAAAUCAGUUGUAAGCGGAAGAAAUGUUUUCUAUAGGCAAAUCAGAAUAGGAAAUGGGAAAUACUCAUUCAAGGAAGUGUUUUGAGAAAGUAGUACUUUUUAUAAACGUGUAGUUUUAAAACGUGACAUGCAUUUCAGUAAUGUAUUUUUGUUAUCACUUGAAAAUGAGUGACUAGCCCUAAAUAGGAUUGAUAUGCAUAUUUUAUUACUGUUGAAUAUACUCAAGAGUCGCGCAGGUGCUGUACGUAUUCUUAAAAACUAUGAAAAAGUAUGGGGUUGUUAUUGACUGACAUUUAGUCUGUACCUAAAUCAUUAUCACAGGAUUCAAUGGGAACUUUGAGCUCACAAGAUGAUUUGCAGAGAGAGAGAUUGGAAAAUAUCAUUUGAGAGUGCCUUGUUUCUGAGGGAAAAGGAAAUACAAACUAUUUUAUGAAGCUUUAAUAGUAAAUAGUAAACCGCUAUAAAGAUAAGCACUUUAUAAAGGUUACUUCGGUCCACAUGAAAUCCAUUAUUUUAGUUGAAGUUCCGACUUAAGCCUGGCAUAAAUUGAGCAAAUGGCAUAAUAGCAAUUUCCUUCGUUUUGUUGCAUUGUUUGCUGGUCAUGGUUCAUAUAUGAAGGAAAUACUGUGCAAACAUUUAGAUGGAUGAAUGUUUUGCGCCUAGUGCUCUCCAGUAUUAAAUUGCUUUUUUCCCCAUGUCCUCUUAAAUAGAAUUUAUUUCAAUUAGACGUACACAGAAGAAAUCUCCUGGCAAAACUGUGAUGCAUAAACAUUUGUAUAAACAAAACAAUAUAAUUUGCCUAUGCAACAAUUUCAACAAAGUAUUGUCUGACAGCAGAAACAUCACUUUUUUUGGCUAAUGGUAUGAAAUCUACCAAUAAUCUUGGAACUAUAUCGAUAAUUUAGUAGCUGGCCUCAUAUCUUUAAAAAAUAAAUUGAUACACCUUUAAAAAUAACUUUUAAUAAGCUAAUUAUAGGUAUCUUAUUUUAGUGUCUUAUUUUUACUGUUUUCAUGGUAUCACUGAUUCUUUUUGCAAAGAGUAGGAGUUAUUUUUAGUUAAAUGAAGGAUUUUUAAUGUUUGAAAUACUGUUUUUUUAUAAAUAUCAUAGCUUUUUUUGCUGAAAUCACAUGUGUGAACUCUUAAAAUAAUAUUUCUUUACUAUGGUACCCAACGGUGUUCUAUUAUGUUUCAACUUGUUCUAACUUGACUUUAAGUGGGUUUUUUAAAGCUGCUAUUAAAAUAAUGGAAAAGGAAUGCACAUGGUUUAUUUUGAAAUACACUUUAAUUUACUUUGGACUUUCUAUUAGUGUGGUUAAGUAAAAUGAACCUAAGAUAGUGCUUGAAUUUAUUGUGGAAAUAACUGAUUUAGAGAAAUAGCAAAUUGGUAUGAGAAUGCACAGGUUAAAAUAAACGGCAGGGUAAAUUACAGUACCCAUAAUGAGAAAUUAUCACUUUCAACUAAAUAUUCUGCGGUGAAUAUAAUUAGUACCAGAUUACAUUGAGAUAUCCAAUUUUGUUCCUUUUAGAACUAGUGCAGAGGGAAUUUCUCUCUUGGCAUUCAACGUGUUGGUGGUAGCUCUUCUUAUUCCAUAUGCUCAUUGUAUGUAUUUCUUAAUUCUGUGUAAAGUUUGAACAAAUAUCAUGCACUUUUAUUAAUUGUAUUAUUUUAAUGAAGUGAUUCCAGUCCUUCUGAGACAUGGGAAAUGAUCUUCAUAUUUAUGUGGCAUUAAACAUGCGUAAACUGUAUACCGACAUGCUAAUGUUUUUUUUAAAUUAAAAUUAACAUUUUUAUCAUAAAAUACUUCAUUGUAAAGUGAACUUACAAAUUCAAUAAAAUUUGUCCAACUUUUA
Molecule: messenger RNA, 3203 nt
Organism: Thamnophis sirtalis
Lineage: Eukaryota; Metazoa; Chordata; Lepidosauria; Squamata; Natricidae
Source: RefSeq, a predicted model, not a curated record